UGCACCUACGUGUGAGCAACAGGAUGCUAAGUGUAUGUGUUGUCAAGAGUUCACAGAGGAAACUUCAUAAAGCAUCACAUGAACAGAAAACACCCACAAAAAAAAUUUCCACUUGACUGGCCAAUCACAGCCUGUACUUCCUUUAAUGGAAACGUCUGCCCUUCGUGAUACUGUGAGACGUGUUAUGCUGUCUUUGAACUCUCGGCCGUCGUCACACAUGGACGUGCUGCACAUUGUCCUGCUCGCUCUCUUAGGAGUUGUUUCUUACAGUCAUGGUCAGAUUUCUGGAUCAGAGUUGGAGGUGACAGCCAGACCAGGAGACAACGUCACUCUCUACUGUGACUGCAAAAAAUCAAGUGGAGUUUACAUCGUGUGGUUCAGGAACUGCUCUCAUGAGAACCAACCUUCUCUUGUCCUAAGAUACCUUAAAAAACAAAAUGAAAAUGUAUACACUCUAAAUCCCAUUCCUCGUUUCCACUUCGUCGUUAAUGAUUCCUCUAACUCCUAUGACCUGAUGAUCAUGAACGUCACUGAUUUGGAUGAGGGGCUCUACUACUGUGGAACUGAACAGAACAAGGUGUACGAUAACGGGAAGGAUAAAAUUACUCGCAGAGUUGAGUUCAGAUAUGGCAACGUCACAACAAGGAUCAAAAUCAACUCUAGUGAGACUCAUCACUGUGAUCAAGAUCCUCCAGGAGACUGUGAUAUGUGCUGGAUGCUGCUGUUCUCUCUGUGUCCAUCGUUUGCUGUUCUCUCCUCUCUCCUCUCCUCUCUUGUGGUUUAUUGCCUCUGUAACAAAAAAGCUAAAGAAACUCAAGUUGAUCAGCGACAGCCUGAAACCAGAGGACUGAAUCAGGAUGAAGAUGUGUGUUACGCUGCGCUGGAGAUCCGUCAGACAUCAAACAGACCAAAGAAGAAGAAAACCCAGAGUUCUGACUUCAGCACCUAUUCUGCCAUCAAUACUUCGAGGGCGUCGAGGGCCUGAAGCUAAAGAAAAUGAAUCGU
This is a messenger RNA of Larimichthys crocea (large yellow croaker), 1005 nucleotides long. RefSeq lists its product as uncharacterized. Gene Ontology annotation, biological process: T cell costimulation; immune response; negative regulation of T cell proliferation. The record is from RefSeq and is a predicted model, not a curated record. Gene Ontology annotation, cellular component: external side of plasma membrane. The transcript has 5 exons. Lineage: Eukaryota; Metazoa; Chordata; Actinopteri; Sciaenidae. Bases 146 to 985 code for a protein of 279 amino acids.